AUUUUAUAGGUUGUAAAUAGUAAAAAAGUAAUACCACCAAAAAAAUCGAAUAAACGUAAACGAAAAAAGUAUGAUAAAGAAUAUUCAAAAAACGAUUCCUUUCAAUCCGUUGACAGGGAUGUGGAAACAUAUGAUCGUAAUAAUUUUAUUGGCGAAGACAGCGGAACGAAAUUAGAAUUUUUUGAUUCUCGGGAUGACGAUCACACGUCGGAUUAUCGCACUAUGACCGACACAGGUAUAUAUUUUAGCCAAUUUUGUAAUCAAACGUUUAACAAUGCCAACGGUGUACACAGUCACGAAAAUGUCAUUACUGAACAAACUCCUCUCCAGUGCGACGUUUGCUUUAAAACGUUUACCUGCUUAUCUAAAUUGGUUACACAUAAUAGAACACACACCGGGGAGAAACCAUAUGCUUGCAAUGUUUGUGGCAAAUCAUUUUCGAGGCAACAUUAUUUGGUUAGACAUAAUAGAAUGCACACCGGUGAGAAACCCUAUGCUUGCAAUGUUUGUGGACAAUCAUUUUCGGAUAAGUCAACUUUGGUUAGACAUAAUAGAAUGCACACCGGUGAGAAACCCUAUGCUUGCAAUGUUUGUGGACAAUCAUUUUCGGAUAAGUCAACUUUGGUUAGACAUAAUAGAAUGCACACCGGUGAGAAACCAUAUACUUGCAAUGUUUGUGGCAAAUCGUUUACGAGGCAAGGGCGUUUGGUUCUUCAUAAUAGAAUACACACUGGAGAGAAACCAUAUGCGUGCAACGUUUGUGGCCGAUCGUUUUCGAGACAAGAUCAUUUGGUUAUACAUAAUAGAACGCACACCGGUGAGAAACCAUAUGCUUGCAAAGUUUGUGGCCGAUCAUUUUCCGAAACAGGAAGUUUGGUUAUACAUAAUAGAAUACACACAGGCGAAAGACCAUUCGAGUGCGGCCAGUGUGAAAAAACGUUUUCAUCAAGCAGUAACUGUAAAAGACAUACACUAAAUGUUCAUACCAAAUGUUUGUAAUUUCAUUACUAUUAUGUCGUAUGACCCAUUACUCAAGAAUAAAAAUUAAUUUGUCUGUAUAA
Messenger RNA from Acyrthosiphon pisum (pea aphid), 1061 nucleotides. RefSeq names its product gastrula zinc finger protein XlCGF49.1-like. Lineage: Eukaryota; Metazoa; Arthropoda; Insecta; Hemiptera; Aphididae. Gene Ontology annotation, molecular function: RNA polymerase II cis-regulatory region sequence-specific DNA binding; DNA-binding transcription factor activity, RNA polymerase II-specific. The record is from RefSeq and is a predicted model, not a curated record. The coding region runs from base 223 to 999 and encodes 258 amino acids. Gene Ontology annotation, biological process: regulation of transcription by RNA polymerase II. The transcript has a single exon.